Hirsutella rhossiliensis is the source of this 2004-nucleotide messenger RNA. Its product is annotated as DDE superfamily endonuclease domain-containing protein. NCBI's taxonomy places the organism in Eukaryota, Fungi, Ascomycota, Sordariomycetes, Hypocreales, Ophiocordycipitaceae. The coding region runs from base 1 to 2004 and encodes 667 amino acids. The transcript has 3 exons. Gene Ontology annotation, cellular component: nucleus. Gene Ontology annotation, molecular function: DNA binding. The record is from RefSeq and is a predicted model, not a curated record.
AUGGCUUCUUCAAAAGCUAAAGAGUCUGCUGUCCAAAAAUGGAUCGAUUCUGCUACCGGCUUACCCAACUUUUCGCGCCAUACAACCGCAAACCUCGAGACGCGAACUAUUGCAGGAGCAGAGCUCUACUACGAGGGCUUCUACGGCUCAAUUGUGGCCGCGGCGAAGGCGCUUGGCGUGCCCUACAAGCGCCUCUAUUAUCGAGUCAAUGGGCAUCACUCAACGGCCGAGAAUGGGGGCAACCGUGCCCUGCUUGAUUCCUCGGAUGAAGAGGAGGUAUUUUGCGGGGCACAUCGCCGCAUCACACAGGGGCACCACAUCCAGGGUCGUGCGCUCCAACAACACGCCAACGCCAUUCUCAAGGCAAAGGGCGUGGGAGCUACAGCAUCGCGAGCCUGGGCCAAGCGCUUUAUACAGCGGCAUAGAGAACUCUUCCACCGUCGAAGAGCAGCAGCGCGAGACAUCAAACGGAAGGCUAUGCAAGAUCGCAUCCACGUUGAGGCUUUUUUUCGCGGCUGGUCUCAAACGAUCGAGAAAGACGAGAUUCUCCCUAAGAACACCUGGAAUUUCGACGAGACAGGCUUCAUGGUGGGAUAUCUACAUAAAGGCAUAUUUAUUUGGACCUUCCGCGAGAUUGAUACCCCUAUUUUAUCUGACGCUCACGAUACAGUGUCGGUCACAGCGAUUGAGGCUAUUUCUGCAGCUGGGAUCCAAAUUCCUGCCCGUUGGGUUACCAACAGCCUUGACGACGAUACCAUCAUUUCAACCAGCCAAAAGGGGUAUAUUAACGAUGUCAUCGCGAUUGAAUGGAUCAAACACUUCGAGAAACACACGAGACCGGUUGAUCCACUUCAGAAGCGGCUUCUACUUAUGGAUAGCUGUGAUAAUCACUAUACAGAAGAGAUGGUUCACUUCUGCUUCGAUCACAACAUUAAGGUCUUCCCAAUGCCUCCCCAUCUUACACAUCAGCUUCAACCUCUUGAUGUCGGCGUUUUUAGGUCAUACAAACACUGGCAUCAACAAGUUCUACAUCGUGAGAUUGCUGACGGGGCAUAUGACUUUAACAAGUCCGAUUUUCUAUAUCAUCUCCAAGAGGUCCGCACUCGCACCUUCAAAAAGCACACAAUUCUCUCAUCUUGGCAGAAAUGUGGCCUCUUCCCAUUCAAUCCCGGGAUCGUGCUCUCCCAGCUUCAAGACACGCUCUCGUCGCUCACAGAAGAACGAGCCUCAGGGCGGGCCUCAGGCAGCAAGACCAUCAACACCAUCGCCACACACGCCGCCUCGAUUCAACGAUUCAACUGGAACAAUGUUUCAACGCCGAGACUCAACCUCUCUACGAUUCAGAGGUAUCACGCCUACGUACAGCUUCGUCUAGCCACAUCAGUUGACUCCCACAUGCCGUUGACUCCCUCCGUCACAUACGUCUAUGAGAAGGCGCGGAAAGCCGACAAAACCCUCGCUCUCAACGGCAUCACCGCAACGGCCGAGAUGACGAAGAUAAAAGAGAAACAAGCCAAGCGCUCCAGUCUCCAGCAACAGACAACUAUUGUAGCGAGAUACGGCCCAUUAAGCGACGGUGACGCUAGAAUUCGAGUCGCCCGAGACGAAUACAAUAGACAAGCGGCACAAGAAGAGGAGGCACAGAGAGUCAGGAAUAAGGAGGUUCGCGACGAAGCUGGCUAUAUACGCCGCUGGCUUCGCAAGGUACGCUUCAACGUCAGGAUUAGCAUCACAGAGGCGAAGAUUCGAGACAUCAGAGGUCUCUGGGCCAAGGGCGACAAGCGCGCACACCUCAAUUGCAAUGAGUGGAUGUGCGCAAGCUACAGGAUUCUCCGCGAGCUACACAACCGCGGCGUAGGGCAAAGCAAGGCGAUCAUGUGGCCGGAGUACUAUGAUCGCGAGAUUGUAAAGGAAGCAGCCGAAUUAGUGGUGAUGGAGGCAAAUAAGCGUGCUAUUUGCCGUCAGACGCUUUCCUUGGAAGCUGACGGCAUCGAGAUGCGAUAA